AUACUCGCUUUUCCUUCUUAUACUCGCCUUUCCUUCUUAUACUCGCCUUUCCUUCUUAUACUCGCCUUUCCUUCUUAUACUCGCCUUUCCUUCGUAUACUCGCCUUUCCUUCGUAUACUCGCCUUUCCUUCGUAUACUCGCCUUUCCUUCGUAUACUCGCCUUUCCUUCGUAUACUCGCCUUUCCUUCGUAUACUCGCCUUUCCUUCGUAUACUCGCCUUUCCUUCGUAUACUCUCCUUUCCUUCUUAUACUCGCCUUUCCUUCUUAUACUCGCCUUUCCUUCUCAUACUCGCUUUUCCUUCUUAUACUCGCUUUUCCUUCUUAUACUCGCUUUUCCUUCUUAUACUACUCGCUUUUCCUUCUUAUACUCGCUUUUCCUUCUUAUACUCGCUUUUCCUUCUUAUACUCGCUUUUCCUUCUUAUACUCGCUUUUCCUUCUUAUACUCGCUUUUCCUUCUUAUACUCGCUUUUCCUUCUUAUACUCGCUUUUCCUUCUUAUACUCGCUUUUCCUUCUUAUACUCGCUUUUCCUUCUUAUACUCGCUUUUCCUUCUUAUACUCGGUUUUCUCCUCUCUGUUGCACACGUGGUGCGUGCCUGCCAUGCUUUUGAGGCGCCUCAAAAGCACUCUCUGUCGCACACGUGGUGUGUUCCUGCCAUGUGUGCUUGUCUUCUCACACCUCAAGGCUGAAGUAUACUCGUCUUCUCACACCUCAAGUAAUCCACUUGUAAUAAGUCUAUUUUGUGACGACUCAAAAAUAGACUCAUUACACACGGAUAGUCCACUCCCCUUUCACAACCAUCCAUUGCCAUUUCCAGCUCUUGCAUUUUUGCCGUUUCCAGCUGACUUUUGAGUCGACUCAAAAGUCAGCUCUUGCAUAUUCGCUGUUUCCAGCUCUUGCUCUUUCAGAGCACCCCAGCCUCUCUCCCUUCUGUUUCCAGCUGUCGCAUCAACUGUGGCGAAUGCUCGCAGUCUUUCGCUCUCAGAGCGCCCAGCCCAGCCCAGGCCUCUCUCCCGCCUCCUCCCCAAGAACCUCCCGCUCUUCCUUCCCCUCCCCCUCAUUCUCCCCCUUCCCCCCCUCCAUCCCUCCCAUCCCCAUCCCCCCUCCCCCACUCAUUCCGCCAAGCCGUCCCCCAAACCGUCCCCCUACCCCUUCCCCUGUCUCCCUCCUUCCGUCUCCGCCUCCCUUCCCCUCCCCCCCCAACUUCCUCCCUCCCCCGCCCUCAGACUCCCUUAAUAUGACCAACACCACUGAGCCACCCCCCCCCUCGCUCCCCAAAUCUCCUCCUCCCCCCUCUCUUCUCCCCCCUCCCCCACUUCCCCCUACUCCCCAACUCUCCCCCUCCCCUCCGCCCUCCUCUCCCCCAUCGUCGCCCACUCCCCCGCCCUUCUCAUCCCCCUCACCACCCCCCACUCCUCCGUUCACCCUCGGCCCAGUCCUUCCGGCGCCUGUCCUCUCCCCUCCUCAUCCCCCUCCCCACCCUCCUCCCUCUCCCCCUCCUCUAGAUAUUCCCCCUUCGCCCCUCAUUCCUCUCCUCCCACCCAGACCUCCCCCACUCCCCCCUUCCCCACUCCCCCCUUCCCCACUCCCCCCUUCCCCACUCCCCCCUUCCCCACUCCCCCCUUCCCCACUCUCCCCUUCCCCACUCCCCCCUUCUCUAUACCCUCCCCCCUCCCCCUCUCCACUCUCCCCCCCUGCUCUCUCCCCCCCUCCUCCUACUACAUCCCCACCCCCUACAGCACAACCGCCAACCCAGCCCCCCAUACCAGAACCCCCACCAGCAAAACCACCUCCGUUACACUCACCCCCAUUACCAUCUCCUCCGCUACAGUCACCACCACUGAAGCCACCACCUGAGAUUCCACCUGCCCGUGCACCAGCGCCUCCCCCUCCCCACCCCGCAUUCCUGCCCCACCCCAACUCCUCCCACGCCCCUGUGACGAUAUGGAAGCCUCCGCCUGCGCCUGUGCUGCCGCCCCCGCCCCUGCUGCUGCCGCCACCACCACCGGAUAGCAGGAACUGCCCCGCCUGCCCUGACACCUACGUCCUUCUCCCCGCCCCAUCCGCCUCCUCCUCUCCUGCGCCCUCCGCCCCUCCCCCCUGCACCUGUGGCCUCCCUAUGAUCGCUGUUAUCAAGCUCUACGCCGACUUCGACUCCUUCCUGCAGAACCUCCCCACCUUCACUGCCCAAACGGCUGCAUCUCUGGCUCUUCAAAAGGAACAGGUUGAGGUCUGGGCUGUCAACUACGACCCUGACCCUGCUGCUCUAGACGUCACGGUUUACCUCUUGCCCCUCCUCUCCUCCUCCCCCUCUGCUGCUGCUGCUGCUGCUGCGUCAACUGCUGCAGCGGCAGCGAUUGGUGCUUCAGCGGCAGCGAUUGGUGCUUCAGCGGCGGCAUUAACGCCUGGAUCGGCAGCAGAAGCAGGAGAAACCGCAUCCGUGACAGCAGCUACGGAAGCAGCAGAAUUAACCGCAUCCGCAGCAGAAGCAGGAGAAACCGCAUCUGCAACAGCAGCUACGGAAGCAGCAGCAUUAACCGCAGCCGUAACCGCAGCAGAAGCAGCCACAGAAGCAGAAGCAGCAGCGGUGGCAUCGACUGCAGCAGCAACCACGACCUCCUGGCGACCCUUGUCCGCCCCACCGGGGCUCCCCUCCCAGUCGCACCACUCCUCUUCGUCGGGCAAAGCCAGUCGCCUCCUACAGUCCUCCUCCCGCCUACCUCUCGCCCCUGCCGCCCAGCAGCCCCUCACGGAUCGGCUUAGUGUGGCAGAAGUGGAUCGAAUCCGACGGCUGCUGUUGAACGGAUCUCUGCUGCUCGACCGCCAACUGUUUGGGGCGUACGAAAUUAUUCUGGUGCUCAACCCAGGCCAACGCCCGCCACCCCCUCCUCCUCUGCCUUUCCCCUCGACCUCUCCCACUCCUCUAAUCCCCUCCUCCCCUCCCUCCUCUUCCUCCUCCUCCCCCUCCUCCUCUCCCUUCUCCAACCCACCCCCUCCUCCUGCCUCUGGAAUGCCUUACUGGAAGGUGAUGAUCAUAUUCGUUCUCCCAGCCUUAGUUCUCGCGAUUAUAGCGCUCUGUGUGCUGGUUUGGUGUGUUACGAGGCGGCCGUGGGAGCGGGUGGGGAGGGGGGUUGCGAAACUGGUGGCGGGCGCGAGAAGCAGAGGAGAGAAGGGGGGAGGCGGAAGGGGAGAGAGAGGAGGGGGGGUUGGUGCGAGGACAGGAGAGGGGGGUUGGAGGGAGGGGAAUGAGGAGAGGACAGGGUGGGAGCGAGGGGGGAGAGUGGGUGAGGACGGGCAGAGGGAGGAGAGGGAUGAUGAGAGUAGGGCGAGAGUGAGAGGGGGUGUUGGGCGGGUAGGGAGAGGUGGGGAGGUGGAGGAGGAGGAGGAAAAUGGGGGGGAGAGUGAUGACGAUCAUUACACACCUCUUGCAUCAGAGGCACAUGUGCUUUUGGCUGGUGAGAUAAGAAGGGAGAGAGCUGAUAGCUCUACUGGUGCUGGGCCCAUAGCAGCAGAUAUACUUGGGGGGGAUGCAUCAGCGGCAGCGGCAGCGGCAGCAGGAGUAGCAAUGGGGGCUGCAGGAGUGGUAGAAACAGCAGCAGCAGUAGCAGCAGGCAUGGGCAAAACAGCUUAUGGCGGAGCCCCUAGGGGAGCGAACCCCCCCAGGGGAGUGAAUCCCCCUAGACCGGCUCUAGCCCCCUUUGGCGAAGCCACCUUCUCGUUCUCCCUCGCAGAAAUGCACGCAGCCACCGGUGGUUUCCACCCGAGCAACCUGAUUGGCCGAGGCGGGUCCAGCCAGGUGUUCCGAGGGUGCUUGCCGGACGGCACACUCGUGGCCGUGAAAAGAUUGGAUUUGCCGCCCAAUUCCAGAUUCGAUUCUGGGUUGGAUACUGAGGAGGUAGGGGGUGGGGUUGGAGGGGAGGGGAGGGAGAGAGGAAGGAGGGGAGGAGAGGGGGAGAGGGGGAGGAUGGGGAGGAGGGAGAGGAGUGGGAGAGGGGAGGGGGAUCAACAGGGGGAGAGGGACUUUCUAUCAGAGGCUCGAUUGCUAAGCCGGCUGAACCACAAGAACGUGGUGAAGCUUCUGGGAAUCUGCGAUGAGGGCGGCGUGCGUUGUCUGGUCUUCCAGCUGGCGGAGAACGGCAGCCUGAGGGUGCACUUGCAUCGGGGGCACGACAGAACCCCCACCACCCCCCACCACCUCCAAGAGCAAGCACCCACGGGCGACGCCCAGGGGAGACCCCCCACCACCUCCAUCACCCCCGCCGCCUCCAUUACCCCCACCCCCUCCGUCAACCCCGCCCCGAUCGUUCUAGACUGGGCCAUGAGGCUGAGAAUAGCGCUGGGUACGGCGCAGGGGCUGGCUUACCUGCAUGAGGACUCCAGUCCGCGGAUCAUCCACCGCGACUUCAAGACGUCCAAUAUUCUGCUGGACGCGGAUCUGACGGCCAGGGUGGCGGAUCUCGGACUGGCUAGGGCGGUUGGGGAUGGGGUGAGGGGAGGGAGUGCGGGCGGGAGGUUAGGCGGGGAUGGAGAGGAGGAGGAGGAGCGACGGGAGGGGGAGGGGGCCGGGAAGGGAAGGGAGGAGAGUGGGGAGGGGGGAGUUGGAAGGGAGGGCCAAGACAGGGCUAUGGAGCUGGGGGAGGGGGGGCAAGGGGGGGGUGUGGAGUCCCGGCACAUGCGGGGCACGUUUGGGUACAUGGCGCCGGAGUAUGCUUUAACCGGCCGAGUGCAGACAAAGAGCGACGUGUUCAGCUUCGGGGUGGUGCUGCUUGAGCUGCUGUCCGGCCGCCCCGCCCUCACAUCCCUAGAGCCCACGUCUUACAAGUCACCGAUAGGCUCAUCUCUCUCCAGCUCUGCUGCCGCCGAGGCAAAUGCAUCCGAUGCAGGGGGGCCAGCGGCUGUAGGGGAUGCAGCAGCAGCUGUGGCAGUGGCAAUCCCUAGACCAGGCGUCUCGAGCAUUGUGGCUUGGGCGAAGCCCCUCCUCUCCUCCAAACAAGGUUUGAGGCAGUUUGCCGACCCUCUCCUGGGCGGCAGCUACCCGCUUGAAGCCAUGGCCCGGGCAGCAGCUAUUGCCCUGCGGUGCACGGCGAAUGAGCCCUCAGCUCGCCCAGCCAUGGGGGAUGUCGUUCAGGCCCUUCGGUCCAUUGCAUUCGAACACUCUCCAAUGACCCGAGCACUGAUCAAUCCGGUGCCUUACUCUACCACCUCCUCCUCCCACCCCUCUCCAACCUCCUCAACCUCCUCCACCUCACACCAGCCAUACCAGCACCUACAGCAGCACCAGCAGCAGCGGCUGCUUGACCAGGCAUCAAGCGCACGGCAAAGCAACCACCUCCGCCACCGCAGCUACCAGCAGCAGCAGCAGCAGCAGUAUCAACAUCACUCAGCUUCACCUAAUCCCCUGCCUUUCCCACCUCUCCUCACUCCCAAUCCCUUCCUCCCUCCCUCCACCACCACCACCACUACAGCAGCAGCUGGUGCUGCUCCCUCUACCCCUCUCUCGCCCCAUACAUAUAUCAAUGUCCGCUCCUCUCCUCCCCAUCACCUCUCCUCGUCACCCCCCCCCUAUCCUGUUCCCCAAUCCCACUUCGCCCAUUCCCAAACCGCUCCGUCUCCUUCUACCAUCCCUCCUCUGGUUCUGCCCCCUACUCAAUCUCAAGCCUACUCCCCCCACCCCUCCAUUCCCCAUUUCGAAACGGCUCAACAUCCCCUCACCUCUCACCAACAACCCAUCACCGCUCUCCACCUAUCCGCACCGCUUCAACCACUCGCCGGCCGCUCCAGAAGCCAAUCCGUUACAGCGGAAUCUUUCCUGCUGAGAUCUGAUCUGGCGCGCUCUGAUUCGCUCGGAGCAGGUCGGGCCAGGCAGACCGCAGCAGAUGUCAGCAGUAGCAGAGACGUUGCUGGAAGUGCUACUAGUGGCGUUACAUGGUGGGAUGAUCGCAACAACUGCAGUGGGAGGGAUGACGCCGGUGGUUGUGUUAGACGAUGGUCUGUGGAUCUCUCUUACUUAGCCAGACUUGAUCCUCAAUCCUUGCCAUCUGCAUGUGCCUCUGCCUCUGCUGCCUCUGACUCUGUGGCCCCAUACGGGCCAACGCCCUGGCCCUUGCAUCCUUCGUCCAUGCAAGGAACAGCAGCAGCAGCGGCAGCAGCAGCAGGAGGAGGGGGGGGAGGGGGGGAGGCAGCAAGAGGAGUAGGAGGCAGUGCAAGAGCAUCCCAAGCUAUCAACCUUCCAAGCAGAACCUCCCACUCCCACACUCUCGCCUCCUCCUCUCGCCCCACUCACUCCCACUCCAUCCACUUCCCUCACUCCACUCCACACUCCCUCCCCCGCUUCCCCCCCUCACCCUCUCACUCACCCCACUCCUCCCACUACUCUCACUCGCUCCCCUCUCCCUCCGCCUCUCCCCUCACCAAUCAGUACUUCGAAGCUGCUGCAUCCCCCUCUGCUUCUCUCUAUGCUUCCCCCGCGGCUGCCACGGCUUCCCCCUUGCCUCUGGGUGCUCUCUCGCCGACCGAGCGAGCUGUCAUGCCGAGACUGCUCAGAAUGAGCAUCAGGGGCCUCGACUACAGUGGUGACAUGGCUCUGGAUCCCCCCUCUACAUUACACGCUUACAGCCAGCCGCCCUCACAGGAAUUUUCCGGCGCAUUCUCACUUGAUGACUCUAUUGCGAGUGGCAGCAGCACCAGCUUCGUUGACAGAGACCAUACCAGCAGCAACAGGAUUGCCACCAGCAGCAGCACCAGGGAUCCCAGCAGCAGCAGCAACAGGGAUCCCAGCAGCAGCACCAGCAGACAUGUGCCCCCUUACCAGAGCUCAACAAUCGGAGUUGGACCAUUGGCAGGAGAUCCACGCCCAGUUGGCCCUGCUGCAACAUCCGUAACUGACCCGGUUACCAGUGACGACGAUAACCUACCACUACUGAGACGACAACCGCAAUAAUGUGCCCUAGAUGGAGAGCUUCAAAGCCUUUUGCAGGUUUCUUGUUUGGUUUGCCUGGCAAUAAGGUGGUACUACUACCGAUACCACAGUGCUCCUUUGCCAAUGCACCGGUAGGCUUUGUGUGCACCAGUUGACUUAUUUCAAACAUUGAUACGUAUUGGCAUCAAGUUCCAUCUGGAAUCAAGUGUUGCUACGAUUCAAGGGCCAUGACCUUUCACACCUAC
Molecule: messenger RNA, 7164 nt
Organism: Closterium sp. NIES-67
Lineage: Eukaryota; Viridiplantae; Streptophyta; Zygnematophyceae; Desmidiales; Closteriaceae
Source: the annotation of a GenBank genome assembly